GGCGCACCAUGGGAUGAGGAGGGCCCUGCGUGAUGUGGGGCUCGGGCUCAAGGUUGUUUUUCCUGUCGGGGCUGUCUCUGGCACAAGCACAUCCUGUUGUACCAGCAUUGCUCCUCUUUGCCCCCAAGGAGGAUCCCUUUGGACCCCUUCAGGCUGCUCGACGGUCACCCCUUUGGACCCCUUCAGGCUGCUCGCUUUGGGGCUUUGGGAUGUGCCUGGAGAGGAAAGGAUGGCUCUGAAAAGUGUGCGCUCAUCCGCUGGCUGCCAGUGGGAAGCUGGAUGCUCCCUCCGAGAAGCAAGAAACCCUCCCUGGCUGUCAGGCAGAGCGUCAGCACAGGGGCACAUGUUGCUGCGGGCGUUGAGACACAAAAGCAGUCUGAAGCCGUGCCUGCCGCCUUCGGGAUUUCUCUUGCCCUUUCUGCCUCCCGAGCCCAGGUGUAGGGGCUGGCAGGAGUGGGUGAAGUUGCUCCAACCCUCCCCAUCCCCUUCCUCUUCCUCCUCCUCCUGUCUCUUCUUCCAGGAAAGCUCGCUGCAGGUGACCCCACCAUCACCAACGGAAGCCUGGGAAGAUGCCAGGGCUGAUUAACCUAACGACUCGCUCCUCGCUCCCCCUCUCCGUGUCAGAGGUGACAUCGUGCGUCAGUGGCUAUGCCUUCGGGAUGACAGCCUUGCUCACCUACCGCAACCCAGAAGCCCAGGCUUUCGAAGGUCUCUUUGUCUACCCCUUGGAUGAGUGCACCACCGUCGUUGGGUUUGAGGCGGCUGUGUCCCGGCGUGCCGUGACGGUGCAGAUCAAAGACAAAGCCAAGAUAGAUGACACGUAUUUCGACGGCUGCAGACUCCCCAGUGGAAGAGUUCAUGAUGGAAGCGGAAGGAUCACGAUGGAUGAAGACUUGGAGAGGAUUGUUUUUGUGGCUAACCUGGGCAUGAUUCCUCCUCUGGAAAGCGUCUCUAUCUUCAUCAGCACCUCUUCUGAGCUUCAGACACUGCCCAGCGGGGCCGUGCGGGUCCUUCUGCCAGCUGUGUGUGUCCCUAAGGUCCCCCAGCCCAGCCUGGAGAAUGCCAGCGGCUUUUCUAGCCACCAGCUUCGAACGGACAAGCACUACGGUGGAUCAGGGAGCCCUGAGCAACGGAGCAGGUUCUGCCUGGCUCAGCUGCUGGAAAGUGAGGCCACCAACCCCUCUGAGUAUGAGUUCAGCUUUCACCUGGAGAUCCGGGGGCCGUGCUUGCUGGCAGGUGUUGAGAGCCCUACUCACGAGAUCCGAGCAGAUGCCGACCCUUCCGCUCACUCUGCCAAGAGCAUCAUGAUCACACUGGCCAACAAACACACCUUUGACAGACCUGUGGAGAUCUUGAUCCACCCAAGCGAGCCCCACAUGCCUCACAUCUUAAUGGAAGAAGGUGAUAUGACGCCUGCAGAGUACGAACGACACCUGAAGGGGAAGAAUGAUUUCAUUAAAGGCACUAAGAAGGACCCCAGCACUGAGAAAAAGACGGAAAUCAUCAGGAAGCGGCUGAACAAGGACAUCCCCCACCACCCUGUCGUCAUGCUCAACUUCUGCCCUGAUUUAAGGACCGUCCAGCCAGAUCUCCGGAAAGCCCAAGGAGAGUUCAUUUUCCUCGUCGACCGCAGCAGAAGCAUGAGUGGCGUGAACAUCAACCGCGUCAAGGAUGCUCUGUUGGUCAUUCUCAAGAGCCUGAUGCCAGCGUGUCUCUUCAACAUCAUUGGGUUUGGGUCCACCUUUGAGACCCUCUUUCCUGCCAGUCAGACUUACAGUGAGGAGAGCCUGGCCGUUGCCUGCGAGAGCAUCAAGAGGAUCCGGGCUGAUAUGGGUGGCACCAAUAUCUUAUCACCUUUGAAAUGGGUCAUUCGGCAGCCCAUCCACAGGGGACAUCCCCGACUGCUCUUUCUGCUGACGGAUGGGGCCAUCAGCAACACGGGGAAGGUUCUGGAACUGCUGCGAAACCACUCCUGCUCCACCAGGUGCUACAGCUUCGGCAUCGGACCAAACGCCUGCAGGAGGCUGGUUCGGGGACUGGCUGCUGUGUCCAGGGGCAUCGCUGAGUUCCUGGUGGAGGGGGAGAGGCUGCAGCCCAAGAUGAUCAAGUCGCUGAAGAAGGCCAUGGCACCGGUCCUAAGCGACGUAUCCGUGGAGUGGCUCUUUCCCGAGAGCACCGAGGUCUUGAUUUCUCCCAUCAGCACCAGUUGCCUCUUCCCUGGUGACCGUCUGGUUGGCUACGGCAUCAUCUGUGACACCUCCCCGUACAUCUCUAACCCCAGAUCUGACAAGAGGCGGCGGUACAGCAUGAUGCGCUCCCAGGAGUCAGGCAGCUCGGUUUUCUUUCACUCCCAAGAGGAGGGAGCAGGCGUGGAGAGCUGGAACCACUCCAGGGACUCUGAGGGCUGCUGCCCUGCCGAGCGUGCCUCCGAUCACCUGGUGGUGGGCAGAGAGGCCGGGGGAGAAUCAGACACGGACACUGGAAUGGAUAUGAAGGCUUCCUCCAGGAGACGGGCAUACAGCACCACCCAAAUUGCCGACCAUGAGCCUUACAAGAAGGUGCCCACAGCUAGCGAUCCCGGCAGUGCCCUGGUGAAAAACUCCCUUUGGAAAACCCACCUGCAGGACCUGCAACAGGUCAGCCCUGAGCCUUGGCACGUGGAUUUCCAGCCCUUCACAGCCAGCUCGCUUGUCUCCUCCACGAGGAUUUGCGGCACGGGUGCCCGGCGGCCGUCCCUGCUCCACCGGGGCUGCAUGUCUUUCUGCCACGACGCUGAGUCCCCACCAGUGCUGGAUGGGCUGCAGCAAGCGGCUUCAGGAAGGGGCUUGGGACCACUCAAUGCCAGCGCAAGCCUACGGUCUUUAUCAGAUAGCCGGAGCCCUGGAGAUCUGGAGUCUGGCCAGCAUCCUUCCUUCACGUUCGAAACGGAGACCUCCUCCGACUGGGAACCCCACGACUUCGACUUUGGCGCUGCUCACGGCUCCCCACACUCCCCCAGGACCCUCUGCAAGGCGGUGGUGAAGGGGCUUAGGAGCAACGAGCCCGUGCAGUGGGAAGUCACCUUUGAUAUCUGUCCUCUCUUCCAAGAGCGGGAGAGCCAGGCGGAUGAUGACACAGACCUGUGGAGCGAGACCUUCCACCACCUGGCAGCCAAGUCGGUCAUCCGGGACUUCGAGCAGCUUGCUGAGAAGGAGUGUGAAAUCGAGCACGGGUCUGGGCGGCGGUACCAGGUCAACGCUGUCCACACCAGCAAGGCCUGCAACGUCAUCAGCAAGUACACGGCGUUCAUGCCAGUGGACCUGAGCACCAAUGCCUACCUGCCCACUGUCAUCGAGUACCCCCACACGGGGGCAGCAUCCAAGCAUGGUAGCCAGAGGAGCCUGAGCUCAGGAAACAGAAGGCAUCGUGGCUUUUCCCCUGGACGUCCACAGUCAGCUUGUGGCCAAAAUGGAGAUGUUGACUUUUACAGCAUGAAUACAGAAGAGAGCAGCCAGUUGCCCUCCAGCACCCCUUCCUUCUCAGUCUGGGAGCGCUGUGGUCUUCCUGAAGGGCCGUUACAGAGCCUGUCUGCUUCCUCUGCACAAGCCCAAAAAUCCAUCGAGAGCCUCUUUGCUGCCAGGCUGACCUUCAAUAAAACCAGGCUGCUGACUCAAGCUGCCAAAGGGUUCAUGAGUAAAUCUCCAAGCAAAGUGAGCGAAGCCAGCUCUGAGGGUGACAACGAGAACAUAGACUACCUGCCCCUGGCAUCGCUGCAACUGGCCUGUGGUGCUUUUCUCAUGAACUCAGCCUUCUGCGAUGCCAUCAAUAUCCCUAUGGAGAAGCUGAAGUGGACAUCUCCCUUUGCCUGCCACCGCCUGGCCCUCAGCCCCUCCAGCUCCUACGGCACCAAGAAGGCCAGUCCCUCUGGCGAGCCCAAAAGCCUUGGCUCCAGCCAGCAGCUCCUGGUUCCCAAUGGUCAUGGGAGGAGUCCCACCCCCAGAGACGUUGCCCUGGGUGCGGUGUCAGAGGGACCUGGCAGCCACGUGGAGGAUCCUGGCCGCCUCCGCCACUUCUCGGGCAGCGCAGUGGAAAGCAUCUCUAAAGCCCUGAAAGCUGAGAAGGAACUCUCCCCACCGGCCAUCACCAUCCGCCGCUUCUCUUCCCCUGAAAGCACGCCAGCCUCAGCCGAAUGGCAAGCUGGCAGUGGCUGGAGCUCUGAGGCAGACGCCUCUGAGGUCGAAGCAUUGCUCUUCAACAUCGAGUUGCAGCAGCAGACGGAGCCGGAAGGGAUGUUGUGGGCCACAGCAGUGGCCCUGGCCUGGCUGGAACACAGCUCAGCUUCCUACUUCAUCGAGUGGGAGCUGGUGGCCGCCAAAGCCAGCUUAUGGCUGAGCGAACAGGACUUCCCCGAGGGAUACAGCUUGGCCACGGUGAAAGCUGCAGCCCAGCAGCUCUUUGUCCUUCUCCGGCACUGGGAUGAAAACCUGGAGUUCAACCUACUGUGCUACAACCCAACCAGCGUGUAAAGAGGAGGAGGAGAGAGGCUCGGGCGGCUUAUGGAGGGUGCAGGAGCAAGGACCUGUCCUCAAGGAAACUCCUCCAUGGAGCUCAGUUUCUCUGCUGCGGGGACAGUGUGUGUUUAUUAGAGCAAGCCCGGCACACGGAAGCAGCCCAGGCAAAAUCCUGUUCUUGGUGAUUGGUAUUUGGCCCCGGGAGGGUACUUACCAGCUGCCCGCAGUAGGAUGCUGUUUAUUUUUAACUGGAGCAGCACCUCCAGCUACAGCAGUUCCCUCUGAUCCUGGUUUCUUCUCAUUCCCAGCCCUGUUCCCAGAGCAGGUCUCCCUGCUGCCUGCUCAGCUUGCCCCAUCCUCACUUGACUGCCUCUUCCCAGCCCCAAAUCGCUGCCGAGCACCCUCUGGGGUGCCCCAACCCCAAGCUGCUGCUCUCCUGAGGCUCCUGCCUGGCUUCUGCCAUCUCAGAUGUCCUCUGGUGAAGGUGAACAUCUAACAUGGACCAAAGGAAAUCCGGGCUGGGAGUGACCAUCUGAAGAGCAACCCCACUGUCACAGCCAGGAGGAUGCUGCCUUGCCUCGAGCCGAGUGACACACAGACAAGCCAGACCAGGCAGGGACUGGGACCAAACCCCAUCACACGCAGACAGUGCUGGGCUCCCUCAGCCCCUCUGCCACCCCAGAAGGGGUCUACGAGACCCCUUACAGCUAACCGUGUGCCUUCAGAGCUUCACGGGCAGAGCAAGGGCACCUGGAACUGAAGGAAGGGACCGGGUAAGGCAACCAACCCCCUGCACUUGGUGCCAAACAGAGAUCCCCUGCAUUAAAAUAAUGGAGGGGUUUAUUCCCUGCCAAAACCCUGCAUCCUUCCUUCUCCACUUGUGCUGAUCUGUUGGCUCUGAACCACAGGAUCUGCCUUUAAAUCCAAUGGUUUGGUCUCUUUAGAAUGUCUGACCCUCUAAAUUGCCCUGAGCUUGCACCGGGACCUCUGCAGCAUCGACCCCAAGAGCCAUGGUUGACUCUACACCCUUGAAGAGCAGAGAGGAGAAGAGCAUUCCCAAAACCCAGGGCGAUGCAGACCCCCUUACUCUCCCCAUUUCUGCUUCUUGCGUUCAUGCUGCUUAAAACCAAGAAGCUGCUGGACACAAAUUGCAUCCCUUGACCUGCUUUUGGAACCAAGUCUCUGCAGGAGUCCAGAGGAGUUGUGAUGGGGGCUUUCACUCUCAUGCAGCAAAGUCCUUUCACCGGUUCCAGCACAGCCCAGUUAUACCCAAGUGACUACUGGGAGCUUCGUUAUCUGCUAUAAUUCAUAGCAGAUGAAGGAUACCAGAGGCACUGUGAGGACUGUGGCUUCCAGAAGCUGAUGGGAAGAAGAGGAGGAGACAGAGAGGAGGAGAAGCUGGGAGUGGACAUUUUUCAACCACUCCACUCACUUGUUAUUAGAAGUCAGUGGCAUUCCUGGGGAGAAAUUGAGGGUCCAGGGGGUUGGGAUUUUUAAAUUGAUUUUUUGAUCUUUAUUUUUCUGCUGGAGAAAGGCUCCAGUUCUGGUUGGGCUUAGACUGCGUUUGUCUAGAGGCUUAGGAAAAUCAAAGGAAUGCAGUUGAUUCCCAGGCACAGGGGUUUUGGCUCCUCUGCUGAGGAGAGAUGGGUAAGAAGGGGAGUGUGAGUUUAAGAGCUGAGAACUGCCCAGCUGGAGAGAGCUGGGAAGGUGGGGAAAUGGGGAAAGGUGGGAAAGGGUGUUUCCUUCUGAGGCAGAGCAUCUUUUGGUGGUUGAGAAGUUAAACAUGGGCUGGCAAUGUGUGCUCACAGCCCAGAAAGCCAACCUGUGUCUUGGGUUGCAUCCAGAGCAGUGGGUGAGGGAGAGGAUUCUGCCUCUCUGCUCAGCUCUGGUGAGACCCCACCUGGAGUCCUGUGUCCGCCUCUGGACUCCUCAGCACAGGAAGGACACGGAGCUGUUGGAGUGAGUCCAGAGGAGGCCAUGGAGAUGAUCUGAGGGCUGGAGCACCUCCCGUGUGAGGGCAGGCUGAGAGAGUUGGAGUUGUUUGGCCUGGAGAAAAGAAGGAUCC
This is a messenger RNA of Cuculus canorus (common cuckoo), 6555 nucleotides long. It is a transcript of the gene VWA5B1, whose product is annotated as von Willebrand factor A domain containing 5B1. Lineage: Eukaryota; Metazoa; Chordata; Aves; Cuculiformes; Cuculidae. The record is from RefSeq and is a predicted model, not a curated record. The transcript is spliced from 25 exons. The coding region runs from base 570 to 4505 and encodes 1311 amino acids.